CAUUAGCCUUUAAGUUCUUUGGAAAUAAAUUCUCAAAAAAUAAAUAUAAAAAUAUAAAAAAUUCUUUUUACAAUCAGUCAAUAUUAUAUGUAUUCAAUAAAAAGACCUAUGAACAAACAAGUUAUAAUUUACUUAGGGGUAUGAGAAAAAUUCAUAAUCCAUUAGCAAAUGAAAAGAUAUUUGUUGAUAAAUUAUCAAAUAAAACAUCCUUGGAUUGUCAAUUUUGCUCCUAUAAAAUAAAUACUGCUUUAGAUGAACUCAACAUAAGCCUUUCAAAUACUUAUGCCUAUACAUUUUCCAAUGCAUUUAAAAUUGACAAGUGGCAUUCAAUAAUUGCACCAAAAAUACAUAAUCCAACCGAAUUACAAUAUCAACAUGUCAAAUCAAUGAUGGUCUUAAGCCAACAAUGGUUUGGUAAUGCAAGUAACCAUGAAUUUACACAACUCAGUGAUGAUCAAUCUAAAAUAGAAACACAUUAUUUUUACCCAAUUAUUAGUUGGGACUCAUUAUCAAAGGGAGGAGCAAGCCAACUACAUCCACAUCUUCAAUGUUUUCUUUCUCAAGAACAUUAUUAUGGUAAAAUGUAUGGAUUUUUGCAAAAUAUCAAGAGAUCUUCUGGAGUAUAUAAUUCUCACAAAUAUGAUUAUAACAAUUUAGAUGAAAAUAUUGAAGAAUUGGCUCAAAGCUACAGGGAAUAUAUUGAGGAUUUAAUAAAUGUACAUUAUUUUUUUGGACUAACUAUCCCAUGUCCAGGUGAUGUAAAUGGUCUGCAUUUAAAUGAUAAAAGUUGUGUAAUACUGUCAUAUCUAAAUGCCAUCAAGGAACACCAUAUUUUUGUUAUUUAUCAGCCCUAUGAAAUGUAUAAUACUCUAAAUAAUUCUGUCAAUUCAUUUGAUAGGUUUGUUAAGGCAAUUUAUGCUGUAAUAGACACUUACAGAGCACCAGUUAUUCAAAAUGCAACAAAUAAAAAUCCAUCUUUAAAUGCUUCAACCACAUCUUCGCAUCCCAAAUAUGCUUUUAGUGGCUCCAUAAUGUAUCCCCCAAUCAAAUAUAGAUUAUUUAAGGAUAGGAAAAUUUUAGAUUUUCCUACUAUCGCCCAUUUUGUAAGCCGUGCCCCUUACUUUGACGAUGUUUCUGAUUUUAGUGCUAUAGAACUUUUUGUUAUAAAUAAUGUUGUUCAUGAUCCUUAUACCACGAUUAAGGAUUUGAAAUCUAAAAUUCCUCUGAUAAAAUUUUAAAACGUCAAAUCAUCAAUAUUCACAAUUUUUAAAUUUUUUUUGCUCAACGUGAACUUAAAUCAGGACAUUUUUUUUUAAAAAAAGAAUAAUAAAAUCUAAUCAAUUAUAUAUCCAUAAAAUAUAUCUUGUUUUUAUAAAUUAUCAAAUUGUAAUC
Gordionus sp. m RMFG-2023 is the source of this 1392-nucleotide messenger RNA. RefSeq lists its product as uncharacterized. The coding region runs from base 141 to 1238 and encodes 365 amino acids. The transcript has a single exon. Lineage: Eukaryota; Metazoa; Nematomorpha; Gordioida; Chordodea; Parachordodidae. The record is from RefSeq and is a predicted model, not a curated record.